AUGUAUGAAAACAAUCGGCUAUUGCAACUACUAUUGUUGAGGAAGAAGGAUUACUGGCGUUUUCGGGAGAGUGUACAGCAUAUAACUGAAGCGGUUUUGGUACUUACGAAAUCAAAUCCGGACAUCCGAAAUGAAAAAUAUCGUGCUGUGCAAAUUGGAUCUGGUUUUGGUUUUUGUAAUGGUGGUUCCCAGAAUCAAUCGUUAUUCAUUUCUAUUAAACAACUUGACGACACCACUUCUUAUCAACAACAGUAUGUCUAUCAUGUGACCAGAGAUAUUCACACAUUGCGAUGUCGGACUGCCAAAGUCGUUCUGAGUUAUGAGGGAAACGUCACAGAUGAAACUCACGAAGUUCAUAUUGCAGCAAAUGCAGAAUCAAGUCCUGUCCUCUUUUAG
Cercopithifilaria johnstoni is the source of this 396-nucleotide messenger RNA. The record is from the annotation of a GenBank genome assembly. Lineage: Eukaryota; Metazoa; Nematoda; Chromadorea; Rhabditida; Onchocercidae.